UAAUGCAUCUAAUGGAGCUGCUGCUGAUCAACUAAAUGUUGUGGAGUUGAGAGUGGCCUCUGACCCAUUCAAUCUAACACUGACACAGACAUCAGCUACGUCAGUGAUAGUGGAGUGGAGUCAGCCAUCAGGAGGAGCCACAGUGACUGGAUAUGUAGUACACUACAGUCAUGGAGUCAAUUACAUAAAUCAGACUGUAGCUGUGUCCUCCACUAGUUCAAACAUAACAAAUCUUGACAGGAACACAUCCUAUCAAUUCUCAGUGGAGGCUACUUCAGAACACCUUUCUGGAGAGUCUAAUAACUGCACAAUAACAUUGUUUGAUCCUUUUGAUGGAAUAAAUGUUGUAGAAUGUGACCCAGCCCCCUCUGAGUCAAACUGUACUGCUGUCAAAGAGUAGAAUAAUGUUUUGCAACUGCUACUGUGUCUAUUAUGCGAAUAUGUUCUUCUACAGUUGGCACUACAAGUGUUGCUAUGACCCAUGUCUCAGUGACUGCUUCUUCUGUUGGCUUGAUCAUAACUUCACCAAUAUCUCUCCCAUCCACAACUAUAAUGACCUCCUUGGUGUCUUCCUCUGUCUCUACGUUCUCCUACUCAUACCAGGUUCUACAGCUAUGGUGACUGCCACGGUGUCUCCCUCAGGACUUGAUACUACUAAACUCUCCCCCUCACCAACUGAGUCACCUUCACCUGGUUUCACAUCUAGGAUGGCCACUGCUGUGUCUUCUUCAGUUUAUACAACAGGACUUGAUGCUACCACAGUUCCCCCCUUGCAAACAGAAUCACCUUCAUCUGGUUCCACAGCUAAGGUGACCACCAUGGUGUCUUCCUCAGGAAUUGAUACUACUAUACUCUCCCCCUCACCAACUGAAUCGCCUUCACAUGUCAACACUAUGUCUUCGUCAGUGUAUACAACAGGACUUGUUGCUACCAGAACUGCCCCCUCACCAACUGGAUCACCUUCACCUGGUUUCACGAGUACAGUGACCACCUCAGUGUAUAAAACAGUACCUGAUACUACCACAGUUUCCCCCUUGCCAACUGAAUCACCUUCAUCUGGUACUUCAAGUCAUGAUUCAGGGACUCUUGUGUCAGUCACUCCUACUCCAACUGUUAUCUCUACCAUCACGACUCCACCUGUACCACUGCCUCCCACAAGUACAGUGACUACCAUGGUGUCUUCUGCUGCUGUCUCUAUAACACCAUCUAGUACUCAACCUGCGCCUUCAUUACUUUCAUCUGGUACACCCAGUCACUUGCAAGGUCUAUCCACCUCAUAUACUAGAUUGGCGCCUACUGCUGAUCUACCAUCCACACCUCUACUCAAUGAACCUGCAACUUCACCUGUCAGUGUUACACCUACUGGCCACCCAACUGAACCUGAUCCUGAUGUAGACAUUACUGAUGCUCAACGUCCACAAAACGAUUCCAGAUUUGACUAUACCUGGAUACUGAUUCUUCUCUUGGCAAUCAUAAUAGCAUUAAUUCUGUUUUGCAUCAUAGUCUUCUGCGUUUGCAUCUGUCGGAGGCGAUGUUGUACUAAGUCAAAGAAGAUGUCCCUCAAGAGGCUGAGUCUCUCUUUGGGUUUUGAAAGCUUCCACGGGUUCACUCCCUCUUCUCUCCACACUAACCCCUUCUACAUCUCCCAUGACAGCGAGGCUAUUGAGCACGCUCUCUCCACAGAGACAACAAUGAUUGAGCCAGCGAUGGCACCUAUUGAAGAGAAGACUGAUGAUCUGGAAAAAUAUUUGCUCGACAUUGAGGGAAGUGACGACUCUCCUACACUGAAGGAAAAUGCCUUCUUUGAUCCAAUCUUGUCUGAAGUGUUUGGAGAUUACGUCACACGAUGUCACUCCAGUGACAACAGAGACUUCAAACAUCAGUUUACAGUGAUGCAAGACUGUGGUGCAGGCUUUUCCACGAUUGCUGGAUCUAACACGAGUCUGCAAAAGCUCAACAGAUAUAAAAAUAUCAUGCCAUAUGAUGAUAACAGGGUCUUACUCAUGGCAGUUGAAGGACACACUGAGUACAAAGGAGACUACAUUAAUGCCAGUUACAUUGAUGGAUACAACUUUGAGCACAAGUUCAUAGCGACACAAGGACCACUGCCUAACACAACUGUUGACUUCUGGAGGAUGGUGUGGCAGGAGAGGUCUCAGAGCAUUGUGAUGGUCACCAAUCUGGUGGAGGGAAAUAGGAUCAAGUGUCACAAGUACUGGCCAGAGACUGGGACCCUGUCCUUCGGUCCCUUCAAUGUCACCAUCACAGGACAACAGAUACUGGCUGACUACACCACUCGGGAGUUUAGUGUCCAGCUGGCAGAUAGCUCAGAACCAGCUCUGAGUGUGACUCAGUUCCACUUCACAGCCUGGCCUGACCAUGGAGUGCCUGACUAUGCCACUUCACUUCUGGCCUUCCACAAAAAAAUGAAGAAACAUCACAAGGGAGGAAUGGGUCCAAUUAUUGUCCACUGCAGUGCUGGUGUUGGGAGGACAGGGACUCUGAUAACUAUUGACUGUGUUCUUGAGCAGCUGCAAGAGGAGGAGAAGGUGGUGGAUAUAGCUGGUGUCAUCAUCCACCUCCGCACACAGAGAAUGAAAAUGGUCCAGAGCUUGGAACAAUAUAUCUUCAUCCAUGAUGCUAUCCUUGAGGUCCUGACAUGCGGUGAUACCCAAAUCGAUGCCUGUAACCUCCGCAGAGUUACUCAGAAAAUGACUGAAUGUGACACACAAACCAAUCUCAACGAUUUUGAAAAGCAGUUCGAGGUACUUGAGAAGGUUUCUGUAAAGCCAGGAGAGAUUACAAGGAGCGAGGCUCUUCGUAAUCUCACCAAGAAUCGAGUGAUGACUACCUCCCUGGUGAUGCCUGGCGUGUGACACUGAGAGGAGAUCUCCAGACUUAUAUCCACGCCGUUUUUGUUAAUGGUUACAAGCAACAGAGAGCAUUCAUCAUAGCUCAGAGUCCCAUGGAGUCCACAGCCAGAGAUUUCUGGAAGAUGGUCCAUGACAGGAAGUGUGGAGUCAUUGUUAUGCUCUGUGACUUGGUGGAAGACGAACAG
Molecule: messenger RNA, 3058 nt
Organism: Geodia barretti
Lineage: Eukaryota; Metazoa; Porifera; Demospongiae; Tetractinellida; Geodiidae
Source: the annotation of a GenBank genome assembly